Messenger RNA from Penicillium hordei, 522 nucleotides. RefSeq lists its product as uncharacterized. The transcript is spliced from 2 exons. The coding region runs from base 1 to 522 and encodes 173 amino acids. NCBI's taxonomy places the organism in Eukaryota, Fungi, Ascomycota, Eurotiomycetes, Eurotiales, Aspergillaceae. The record is from RefSeq and is a predicted model, not a curated record.
AUGUCGUUCCCGGACUCCGAAAAAUACUCCCACUCCAAACAAGCGAAACACAUUACCAUGAGCCCAAACGCCUCCAGCGACUCAUUGUACCUGGAUUCCAGUGUUGCGCUCGAACAACGGAUGCAGGCCGAGGGUGAGGUGGAGGUGAAUAAUGCUGCUUUCCCUAAAGCCGAUGAACAGGAAGGUAUUCUCGCGGGCGUGAAACACCAAUUCGACUCGAUAGCUGCUGGUGGCUCCAUAUCGGAGUUUGGGAAUUCCGUUGGCUCGGCCGCCCAAGAGAGGUUUAUCGCCGCCAAGGAUACUCUAAUGGAGGGUGCGUUACCUGCUGCGCAGGGAGCGUUACAGACUGUUCAGGAUCACAUUAGCACCAUUUCAGGUGGAGCCAAGGAAGUCGAGGAGCCGGUAUCUGAAAAUAUUUCCCAGGAGGAGCGCGAAUUCAUUGACAAAAUGAGCAAUGAACAGAUUUGCGAUUUCCUACGAGCGAAACAUAUGAGCAAUAAGCACCGACAACCAACGAAGUAG